Messenger RNA from Oncorhynchus kisutch (coho salmon), 2078 nucleotides. It is a transcript of the gene tacr1b, whose product is annotated as tachykinin receptor 1b. Gene Ontology annotation, molecular function: substance P receptor activity. The transcript has 7 exons. The coding region runs from base 271 to 1554 and encodes 427 amino acids. Lineage: Eukaryota; Metazoa; Chordata; Actinopteri; Salmoniformes; Salmonidae. Gene Ontology annotation, cellular component: sperm midpiece; plasma membrane. Gene Ontology annotation, biological process: positive regulation of flagellated sperm motility; G protein-coupled receptor signaling pathway. The record is from RefSeq and is a predicted model, not a curated record.
AGAAAGUAACUAGACUGUUUUUACUACUGCGAUAUUCUCCCAGAUCAACAUUCCAUUCACUUUCUUUUUUCGGUCACUAUCAACAUAUUUUGGGGUUUAUAACCCUCAGCAUCAAAGCUAAACCUCAGAAGAUGGUUUUGUUGUGAAACGAUCACACAAGGUUAGGCUACUGGGAAUAUCUCUAUUUAUUCUUCAAAUAUAAUAUUUAUUAUUUUAGCUAUUACUAUUUGGAUUAUUACUCUUUCAACACAAAAUUUCCGAGAUCUAAAGAUGGACUCGUUUUUGAACACCACGGAUAACUACCUUUCCGUUAACGCCACUAACGGCUCCGGUUUGAACGAAACAGAGGGAUAUAACCAGUUCGUGCAGCCGAUCUGGCAGAUCGCUCUCUGGGCCAUAGCCUACUGCAGCAUGGUGUGCGUCUCGGUGAUCGGUAACCUGGUGGUCAUCUGGAUCAUCCUCGCGCACAAACGCAUGAGGACCGUGACUAACUACUUCCUGGUGAACCUAGCCUUUGCAGAGGCAUCUAUGUCUGCCUUCAACACAGUGAUAAACUUUGCAUACAGCAUCCAUAACGAGUGGUACUUUGGUUUGGGCUACUGUCGAUUCCAUAACUUCUUCCCCAUUGCAGCAGUCUUCACCAGCAUAUACUCCAUGACCGCCAUAGCACUGGAAAGGUACAUGGCUAUCAUCCACCCCCUGAGGCAGAGGUUGUCUUCAGCAGAGACCCGUGUAGUGAUCGGAGGGAUCUGGGUGUUAGCUCUACUAUUGGCCUUCCCCCAGUACUACUACUCAGCUACUGACCAGCUGCCUGGUAGGACUGUUUGUUACAUCCAAUGGCCUGAAUACACCAAUGACACAACCAUGGACUUCAAAAAGAUGUACUCUGUGUCUGUGGUGUUGCUGUACUACUUCCUGCCGCUGUGCAUUAUGGGAUGUGCCUACCUGGUGGUGGGCUCGUCCCUGUGGGCGGGGACUAUCCCUGGAGACUCCACCCACCGUUACAGAGAGCAGCUAAUCGCCAAACGCAAGGUUGUGAAGAUGAUGAUCGUGGUGGUGUGUACGUUUGCAGUGUGCUGGCUGCCUUACCACAUCUACUUCCUGCUCCAGCAGUUCCACCCUGACCCCAUGCAGCUGUUUGAGUGGCGCUACAUCCAGCAGGUCUACCUGGCUGUUCUGUGGUUGGCCAUGAGCUCCACCAUGUACAACCCUAUCAUCUACUGCUGUCUCAAUGACAGAUUCAGGGCAGGCUUUCAGCAGGUGUUCUGUUGGUGUCCGUGUGUUCCUGCCGCCUCCUACGAGGGACUGGAACUCAAGUCCACCCGCUACCUACAGACCCAGAUGAGUGUGUACCGGGCCAGCCGGAUGGAGACCAGUAUGUCAACAGUUCUGCAGCCCACUGAGGAGGAGCGCUGUGGGGCAGAGCAGCCAGCCAGCCCCCCUAUCACCCAGACAACCAUGGAGCUCACCUCCACCUCCAACGGCUCAGCCUCACGAUCAGCCCUCAACCCCACCGACAGCCCUGCUUACUACGGCAGACAUAACAUGGACUAGUGGCCUAACAAACGCCUAACUGGAUUAGUCGUGGUUUCAUCUCACUUAACCCAGAACUAAAAUGUUACAUCAUUUGGUCAGCUGCUCGAUUAGGUUCUAGGGGGAAGUGUGUUAGAAAUGGAGAUUUCCGUUUUGUCUCCACUCUCACAAAAGGAAAAUCUCAGUCAAUCCCUCCCACCCCCUUCUGAUAUUUUCACCGGUGGUUAUCUUCCGCCGAAGUAAAGCAGUUUAAGCCCCGCCUUCACCCAAUCCUGAUAUGUCCAAAUAAACAGUGAUGAAAACCCAAACCUCAGAACUAAUGCUGCUCGUAUCCCAUAUUAUGCCGACAGGUGUACUGUACCAGUUAUGUUUACUGUAGGUACUGUCCACGGGAGAUUAUACGUGGUUUAGUGCACUAUAGCCUGGGCUAGUGCUCUAUUCUCACACAUUCUAAUGCCGACACAACAUCGGCUAGGGCUGCCUCAAUUCGUUGGGGGAUGGACUCUACAAGGUGUCGAAAACAUUCCACAGGGAUGCUGGCCCAU